This is a messenger RNA of Zea mays, 1311 nucleotides long. RefSeq lists its product as uncharacterized. The transcript has a single exon. The record is from RefSeq and is a predicted model, not a curated record. Lineage: Eukaryota; Viridiplantae; Streptophyta; Magnoliopsida; Poales; Poaceae. Bases 247 to 867 code for a protein of 206 amino acids.
CCCGAUUUCAUGUUUUGGGCCAAGCCCAUUCUAGCUCGGCCCAUUUGGCCCAUGAGAAAACCCUAACCCUAGUGCCCCUCUAUAAAUAGCAGCCCUCUCCUAGCAAGUGGAGGCAUUUUUGCACUCCCACCCCUCAAUUUUUCCCAGCCGCCACAGCCAUUCUUCCUCCCUGUCUUCUUCUCUCACGCAGCAGCUCCCCCAUUCCUCCUACACGGCAGCAGGCAGGGAGCCGAGCUCCAAGCCCCCAUGCCGCCGAGCUCCUCCCAGGGCGCUGGCCCCUCUCCCAUGGUCAGCCCUCUGCUCCCUGCGCUCGACGCCCCUGCAGCAGGGCGCUCCUUCUUCCUCGGCGCGCUGAAGCUUUCCCCCAUGGCAGCAAGCUCAAGUUUCUCCCAUGGCGACUUCCCAUGUUCUUCCCUGCUCGGCCAGCAACCAGGGCAUCCAAAGCCUCUGUGCUCGGCGUCCUUCUUCCACCUUCGGCCGACCUCCACCUUCCUGCUCCAUGGACGCCCAACAGCAGCGCCCCUCCCUCUCCUCCACAGCAGCAGCAGCUCGACCCUCCUCUCCUCGCUGGCGCAAACCUCUCCCAUGGCGCGCUGCAGCAGACGCCCUGGAGCAUCCCCGCCAUGGCUCGCGACCCGGCUUUUUCCCUGCAUGCGUGCUGCUGCGCAGUGCGCCGUUGACGCUCGCUGUGUGCUCGACGAAAUGCGCAGCAAGCCACGCGUCAUCGAUUUCCUGCAGCAGCCCCGGCGUCUCCGCGCUCUGUGGGCUUGCUGUUUUAUAAGGCGCAGUGAACAGCACGCCGUCGACACUCGCCGAUUGUUUGCUGUUUUUGCGCAGCCCCAUCGUCGUCGUCGUUCACCCCGGUGAGACCGCGACGCUCCGUGUUCGAUUCCGCAUCGACAUUAUUUUCCUAUGAUUAAUUAUGUAUGUGUGCUGCUUUGUUUUAUUUUUGUGGAGGAGAGAACCCCGUGUUUUGCGUGGAGAAGAAGGCAAGCCGCUCGACGCUCGUCGAUGUGCGGAGCGAUGCACAAAGCCGAAUCGCCAUCGUCCUCACAAACACCGUUUGGUUUUGUUUAUGGUGAGCCGAUGCAUAUCGCUCUCGAUCGACUCGAUUAAUUAUUUUGAAUGGAUGUGUGUAAAAUGUUUCGAUUAUGCACAUUGGUAGGAUCGCGUUUGCGAUUGGAGAACAAGAGGUUCGAUGCGUGCGAUUUGUAGUUGUCUAAUUAUGUUUUGGUCGAUGUGGUGCAUGUUUAAAAAUUGUGUUGGUAUGGAUUGAAUUUUGCGUAGAGAAGAAAACGAAGAAGAAAGGAA